UCUAAGUUCUUGAGUGUAUCGUCUGACCGGAAUCUGUCGACGUGCUAUCAAGAAUGUGUUAAAUCGUAAGUUUUUUACGACGAUAUAUCACAUUUCGUCGCGUACGUGGAUAGAGGUGAAAUCGAUGAGACGUCAGUAACAUCGUCGUGAAUUUACAAUGUAAUCACACUAAAGUUAUACCACGAUGUCAUCUAUUAUAAAUGUUGCCUGAAGAGAAGGCAAAAGUCAACAACAUGACGGAAGGCGCAGAAACCCAACCAAAUGCAGGCAAUGAGGCUCAAGCAGAAGCCUUAGAAUCAAGAACAGCACACAGUGAAGGAUUACAUGAGGGGACGGGUGAAUCAACAUCACAAGCUACCCUUGAACCAGUGCAAGAGUUACUCACAGUUCAUGGAGCUACACAGGGAGAAAGCAGCGAUGCUGUUAGUAUUUAUACUGCCAGUACUUCAGUAUCUGGCAAUGAGUCAAGUUCAAGUAGAGUCAGUGCAAUAACUGUGGUACUACCGUGGGGUGCCCAAAAGGAGACAGUAAAACCACAACAAAUAGGAGACAUGGACUUAAGACCAGGAGAAUAUGUGAUGCGAAUUCUAUUCGCAGAAUUCACUUCACAGGCUGAGAAGAAGAUGGAAGCUGUUAUGACAGAACACGAGAAACAAUUGUCGAAAGUCUUGCAAAGGGGAGAAGAUCCACAAUUUGAUCAACUUUUAUCAGCUUUCGGUUCAGUUGCUGAACACUGUCUGCCGUCAAUAUUGAAAGCUCUGUUCAAUUGGUACGAGCGUCAACUCGUAGAUCAAGGCGGUGAUCAAAAGAAACCCGGGAAAGAAGAUCAGAAGGGAAAGAGCAUUAUGUAUACGAUAGUAUCAGGAAGUGUAGAAACAGUGGAAAGAAGCGAAGCAGACUUAUUGCAAGAGCGUAGAGAUCUUGCUGUCGAAUUUAUAUUUUGUUUAAUGUUGAUCGAAGUUUUACGUCAACUACCGUUUCACCCCGGCCAUGAAGAUCUAGUAACCUACAUAGAAAAUAUUGCCUUUAAACACUUCAAAUAUAGAGAAGGCAUACAAAAUGAACCAAAUGCAGCUAAUAUUCACAUCAUUGCGGAUCUUUAUGCCGAAGUAAUUGGAGUUUUGGCGCAAUCUAGAUUUAUGUCAGUGAGGAAACGGUUUAUGGUGGAACUGAAGGAAUUACGCGCUAAAGAACUAGGUCCCCAUACUACACAGAGUAUUAUAUCUCUGUUGAUGGGAAUGAAAUUUUUCAGAGUCAAAAUGGUACCGAUAGAAGAGUUUGAGGCAUCAUUCCAAUUUAUGCAAGAGUGCGCUCAAUACUUCUUGGAAGUAAAGGACAAAGAUGUGAAACACGCUUUGGCUGGUCUGUUCGUCGAGAUAUUAGUUCCUGUUGCUGCUGCUGUGAAAAAUGAAGUGAACGUACCAUGUCUGAAAAAUUUUGUAGAAAUGCUAUAUUCGACGACACUAGACAUGUGUACAAAAUCUAAGCACAGGCUUGCGCUUUUUCCCUUGGUAACCUGUUUGCUCUGCGUCAGCCAGAAAACGUUCUUUUUGCAAAACUGGCAUUACUUUUUAGCAAUGUGUCUAUCCCACUUGAAGAAUCGCGAUCCGAAAAUGUGUCGAGUUGCAUUAGAGGCUUUAUACCGUUUGCUCUGGGUUUACAUGAUACGAAUCAAAUGCGAGAGUAACUCGGCCACGCAAAGCAGACUACAGAGCAUAGUGAAUUCCCUGUUCCCCAAGGGAUCGAAGGCGGUAGUACCGCGGGACACGCCGCUAAAUAUUUUCGUUAAGAUCAUCCAGUUUAUCGCGCAGGAGAGAUUGGACUUCGCGAUGCGCGAGAUAGUGUUCGAUUUGUUGUCCGUCGGCCGACCGGUGAAAAUAAUCUUAACUCCCGAACGUAUGAGUAUUGGACUCCGGGCGUUCCUUGUCGUAGCCGACAGUCUUCAACAGAAAGAAGGAGAACCGCCGAUGCCUCGCACAAUGGGCGUGCUACCGAGUGGAAACACCAUGCGCGUUAAAAAAACGUUCUUGAACAAGAUGCUGACGGAAGAUACCGCGCGGAGCAUAGGUAUGUCGUCGUACUUCCCACACGUGCGCCGGGUGUUCGUCGACAUCUUGCGCGCGUUGGACGUUCACUACGGCAGGCCUCUCAUGAUGACCAGCACUCAGAACAUGAACAAGGAACCGGACGAGAUGAUUACCGGGGAGCGUAAGCCUCGGAUAGACCUCUUUCGCACUUGCGUCGCCGCCGUGCCGCGCUUGAUCCCCGAUGGAAUGACUGGUGCUGAAUUGGUCGAUCUGCUGUCUCGCUUGACGGUGCACAUGGACGAGGAACUGCGCGCGUUGGCGUACCAGAGUCUGCAAACCUUGGUGUUGGAUUUCCCCGAUUGGCGGCAGGACGUCAUACUCGGGUUCACGCAGUUCCUAGCCAGGGACGUGCAAGAUACAUUCCCGCAGCUUGUGGACAACGGUCUUAGGAUGCUGUUGCAACUUCUGACAUGCUGGAAGAACGCACUGACCAGCCCCAGCAUCAGAUCUAAGGAACAAUCGGUGGAUAACACGCGGGUGAAUAUACGCAUUGACGUUGGCAUCAAGAAAUGCGAAUCAGGCCAGAAAGUGGAGCCUGUGUCGAAUAUAUUUUAUCUGGUGGAAGGAUUCGCCUUGGUCAUGCUCUGCAAUUGUCGCCUUUAUCCUCGACGACUAGCUGUUCAUAUACUUCGCGAAGUUAAACUUCUAUUGAAGACUUUAGGAGGACCAGAGGAUGAUCAGCCGGUUAUCGAUGUGAUCGACGCUUGCUGUCCCGCUGUCUUAGAAAAGUGCUAUCACAUGCUGCCGCCGGCUGAAAAAGCGGCUGCUGCGUCUACGUCUAACGUGGAUCUGCAGUGGAUAGCGGACAGAAGUAGUUGUGUUUGGACAGCUGGAUUUCACGAUGAAAACAGCACCAAGAGUUCUUCGUCGCUUAAUCUAAACGGCGCAGAUCCGUGGGCCAGCUGCUUAUUCGCCUUUUUGGAAAAGGACAGAGUGCUCACGCUAUGUCCGAACGCCGUCGCUCACUCGUGGCCAAUUGUCUUCAGUCGCAUAAAUUCUCUGUUCUCGGUGGUGGAUCCCACCCCAGUAAAUGACAAUCGAGCUUCGUUAUUGAGAAGUUCUACAACGGUGAGGAAGCCGGUGAACGAGAGAGAUGUCUACAUGCAUAUUUGGAAGAAUUACCUGACCUUUGGAUAUAGAGUCGUGCCGCCUGUGCCGAAUCCGGUCGUUCGAUGCGCCAGUCCGGAUCUCAGUCUCAGUGGUCAGCAUACGGUGGAGUUUGGUGUGUUGUGCAUGAGUAAGGAGUUGAGUCAGAGCCUGGAGAAUCUCGGCGGGGCGCAGACCCUGCCGGGCCGGUUCUCUGUACCGUCCAUUUCCGGCAUCUACACCAGGCAUAAGCGUACCAGCUCCUCGCCGGACAGUCUGUCUGCGGAACGCGGUGACAACAAGUCACCGGGCACGAACGCGAGCCCCGCUGCCUUGUACAAGCUUACCGUACCUCUGCUGAGAUGUGAGGCCGUCGAUGUCAGGGAUGCCGCGGUUCAGGCCAUCGGAAAAGUAAAUGCCGACGCCUUGAAAGACUUGAUGGAGGAGUUGGUUCCUUACAUACGAGAGGCGGUCGAUCGAAAGCAGGAGAAUAUGAGACGACGUAGAAGACGCGACGCUUUGAGACUGCAGCUAGUUAGAGUACUGGAACUGAUAGCCGAAUAUGGAACGUUUGGUAUCUGUCCAGCGGUAUUAGAUCGCGAGACGCAGUCUCUACAUCCGACAUUCGUCGAGUACAUAGACGGGGCGAGGAUUUACCUGGAGAAUGAAACCGACAAGGAAGCGCCUGCCGUGCGAGACAUUAAACUACACUUCUGCAACUUCGUCAGGAAGAUGAUCAAGAGCUUUUCAUUGGAGACGUGUUAUACCCUGUUGAAGAGGGAUCUAAGGAGAAACCUGUUCAUGCUGUUCGCCAGUUGGGCCGGCGUUUACGGCAGACCGCUCACGAGCACGUCGUCUUUGCAAGAAGAGGAGAAAUCCUGCACGGAAUUGCAACUCUCGGCAUUGCAGGCCAUGAGCGGAUUGUUGUGUUGCGGAUCGUGCUUCAAUCCGCAGUCGCUUUCGGAGGAGGGCGCGAUUUUGUAUCAAUGGCUGGACUUACUACUGGCCAGUAAGGACGAAAAGAUUUAUACACUCGCACGCGAGACAGUCGUGUUGCUGCUCGAGGGGAAUCCCGACAUCGGUACGCUUUUAGAUUGGGUGGUGGACCGAUGUUACACCGGCGCACCGCAAGUGGCCGAUGGCUGCUUCCUUGCUUUGGCAACGAUCUUCAGCGCCAGAGAAUAUCCUUGCGACCAUUACACGAGCGUCAUCAACGUGACGUUGAUGAACACAGGAUGCCCGCGCGCUCCGGUCCACGACGCCGCUCUUCAACUUCUCCAGUUGCUGGAUCAACGGUUUUUCGGCAACGUAGGCCCGCUCCCAGCUACGGAACUCGAGGCCGGACAUAAUGAUCCCCUCGCAAGCUCCACCGCUACCGUGACUUCCGGCCCGGGUCAACAAAGUAAUCCUGCAGGUGAAAUUUCUUCUGGUGGCACAAUCAGAGGCGGUACACUAGACGUGCUUUUGUCGACCACUUAUUGCCGUAGUCAAAUGUAUCUUUCGCGUCAACUGGCCCAGUUACAUCCGGAGCUUACGAUGCCGAUGUUCAGCGAGAUUACACACCGGUUUCAAACAGCUCGCAGAGAAGUUCGGCAAUUAUUACUACAAUAUUUGUUACCUUGGCUACACAACAUGGAACUUGUCGAUCCCAACGUACCACCGCCGUCAAAUCCGCUAAGUUAUUAUCAGUAUUACACGAGCGACGUGACGCGCGGUGGAACGCGCCGAGAAGGCUGGGGCAGUGCAGAAGCGACGGAGAUGGUGCUUAAUAAUCUUUUCUACAUUACGGCCAAGUUUUCCGAUGAGCACCCCAAAGAGACGGAAGAGCUGUGGGCGACUCUGUGUGGCUGCUGGCCCAAUAAUCUCAAGGUCAUCAUCCGCUAUCUGAUCAUCGUUUCGGGAAUGGCACCUCAGGAAUUACUGCCAUACGCGAAGCGUGUGGUGCUGUAUCUGGCGCGGGCUCGCCCGGAUCGCCUCGUCGACGAGAUGAUGACGGAAUUAGAGACGGUCGAAACGUUGAACUGCUUGAUCGAGCGGACGGAAACACCGCCCUUUUAUCGGCUCACCAGCAUGAGGAAAGCCUCGUCGCACAGUGACGCACCCGCCGCCGACCCCGCCAACCCACCUCGAGACCUCGGCGUCGAAAAGGGCACCAUUCAUACGAAAAGGCACUCGGGAGAGGAUCCUGUUAAAACCGGCUCAAAGUCCGACACUGCAUUGCGAGCACUCGCGGGGUUUCAAACUCCAAGGGCAGAAAAAACCAGGACUGCGAGCGGUCCGCCAGUUCUUCCAGACGAUCUAUCAACUCCGACCACGGAAGCCGAGUUAACCACCGACGAAUCGUGUUAUGCCGGCCGUAACGGGCCCAUCGGAGUGAACGGAAAGAUGGCAUGCGUCGACGAGAAGUUUGAUAUUCCUCAACCGCACCCUUUACCGAUGCCGGAAUACGGUGGUUAUUUCGCUCCUUUGACCGAGUACUUGCCCGAUAGCUCUCAGCCGAUAAGCGGCUUUCACAGGUGCAACAUUGCCGUGAUGCUGCUGACCGAUGUGGUCGUCGACGGGAUCCAGCUCGAUUGGGCUAUACAUGUCCCCCUGAUGCUGCACAUAGUCUUUCUCGGUCUGGACCACUCGAGACCGCUCGUGCGCGAUCACUGCCGCUGCCUGCUGCUGAACCUGCUGGUCGUGCUCGGAGACCAUCGCGAUCAUCUCGGAGUGGCGCGCGUGCUUCUCGCGUCGAAGACGGAGCAGCUGGGAUUGGGACUGUCUACCCCGGCUUUACCGGUGUUGGAACACAAUUUUACGGAAGUGGAUCCGGAAUUCGACAGCUACUUGUACGGUCCACCGCCAGCCCCGCCGCCCACCACUCCUCCGCCGUCGUCUUCGCCACCGCCGCCCUCUUCGCCACCGCCUCCGCCACCGCCACCACCCCCGCCGCCGCCAACCAAUGUGGACANGCCGCCGCCGCCGCCGAUGCCGCCUGACUCGUCAGCGUCUCCACCGGCACCACCGCCACCACCUCCGCCGCCCCCUCCGCCCCCCUUGCCCUCUUCUUCGCUCGCGGAUGAUACACCGACCCACUCACCUUUGCUGAACUCGGCGUCCACCCCGCCGAUGUCGAUGAAUCACGCGAAUCAACCGACGACGACGGACGAUUGUAAGGAUUACGGCAGUUCUCACUAUGAAUCAGCGGUGUGCAACAGUUGGCCGACCUCGAGCGGAACAACGACGGCAACGACGACGGCGGCGACGAACGCGGUGCCGCCUGUCAUUGUAACGCCGGAGGACGUGAAUAAUUGGACGGGUCCUCAGCCAGGACCUAACAUGCCAAUACAAGACGUUAUUAAAUCUUUGAUUAAUUUCCUGGCUUCUAGGAUUAAUCAACCUUUGUGGAAUUACGAAGACAUGACUGCCAAAGUAUGGUGGGUCCGCAGCGCGGAGCAACUUACAGUAUUACUUCGUCACGUGUUGCGUGUCUUUCGAGACUCGCUGCCGCACGCGUUAGUCAGUCAGAGAUGGGCGCAAACGGCGCUGCAAUUAGGUCUUUCCUGUUCGUCCCGGCACUACGCCGGAAGAUCUCUGCAAGUUUUCCGGGCGCUGCGCGUCCCUAUUACCUCCAGAAUGUUGUCUGACAUUUUAUCAAGGCUGGUGGAGACGGUUGCCGAGCAAGGAGAAGACAUGCAGGGAUAUGUAACGGAGUUGUUGCUGACGUUGGAAGCGGCUGUCGAUUCCCUCGAGUCGGACUUUAGACCGCUCGAUUUUAUGAAGGAGAUCUUCAAAUCGACGCCGAACUUGAACAAUAAGGACCCGGUAUCGGGAAUUAUAAUCGGGGGCAAGCGCAGCCCAGGAAAUGGUUAUCCUGCUGGACCGCAUAUAUUUUCUCACCUGAAUCAAGGUGGACAUACAAGGAGCACCAGCUACUCGGUCAGCUAUUGCAUGAAGAGAUCCAGCGGUGGCAAUUCCGCAGCUAGCGAUAUAAAAGAAUUGGAGAACAGAGUUGGUGGUAACAAAUAUCCCAACUCGAAUCUGUCCAGAUCGAGGUCAGCGCAGUCUUUGAAGCUGUUGGGCGAUUCCGCGACCCAAGACGACAAGAUGACUAUAUUGGCGCAACUGUUCUGGUUAUCGGUGUCUUUGCUUGAGUCGGAUUACGAGCACGAGUUCCUUCUGGCGCUGCGGCUUCUUAGCCGCGUGCUGCACAGAUUACCGCUCGAUCGACCGGAUGCAAGAGAUAAAGUUGAGAAGCUGCAGCAACAGCUACGGUGGACCUCGUUUCCCGGUGUGCACGCACUCUUGUUGAAAGGAUGCACCAGUCCCAACACGUACGAGCCGGUCGUCACGUUACUGUCUCAAUUCACACCUCUGUUAGAUUUGCCGGUGGUCGAUCCCACGCAAAGCCUCGCGUUCCCGAUGAACGUUGUAUCGUUGCUACCUUAUAUGUUGCUGAAUUAUGAAGACGCCAACGAACUCUGCAUCAGAAGCGCCGAGAACAUUGCGCAAGUAAGCGCGGAAAAGGGCAAGAAACUGGAAAAUCUCGGCACAGUUAUGACACUGUACAGCCGGCGCACGUUCAGCAAGGAAAGCUUCCAGUGGACUAAAUGUGUGGUGAAAUACCUUUACGACUCGUACGCUCACCUCAGCUUCAAUAUGCUCGCUUUCCUCGUGGAGGUUCUGGAGAAAGGCCCGAGCAGCGUGGCACUGCCUGUACUCAGCAUUAUACAUUGCAUGUUGCACUACGUAGAUCUAGCGUCGCCAGCCGCGCAGCCGAUCAAUACCGAGCUCUUGAGAGUGAUAUCUAAAUAUGUCGAGGGCACUCACUGGAAGGAAGCGCUUAAAAUCUUGAAGCUUGUAGUGACGAGGUCGUCGACACUCGUAGCCCCACCGACGUCGAUGCACGGCUCGUCCUGGGAGUCCUCGCUAGCGUCGCCGCAUCCUAGCUUCACCGACACCGAGAUAUUCACCAAGAAAGAGCUACCCGGAAGGACAAUGGACUUCACAUUCGACCUAUCCCAAACGCCGGUGAUCGGUCGACGUUGGUUGAUACGCCAAGGCGUAGAAGAAAAAUCACUCGGCUCCCCGCGUUGCUCGUUGUCCUUGUCUCCAGCUGACAACAGCACUAUCGCAGGAUGGAAAAAACCUUGGAUGUCACAGGGUCGCGUCAGAGAGUGCUUGGUGAACCUGUUGACUACGUGUGGACAAAGAGUCGGAUUACCAAAGAGCCCGUCGGUGAUAUUCAGCCAAAGUUCGGACUUGAUGGAAAGACAAUCAUCCAUGGCCUCUUCAACGGAGGAAGUUUCUGGUGCGAAUAACGACUUGAGCGGCGGAUCCAGACGAGACGAUGAACAAUUCGGCGUGUUCAAGGACUUCGACUUCCUCGAAUACGAAAGUGAAAGCGUCGAGGGUGAGAGUACGGAUAACUUUAACUGGGGCGUUCGACGUCGUCCUCUCAGCGAGGGGGAAGAACGAGAGCCUAGUUUAAGACAAUUCGAGGAAAGUCUAAGUGAGAAGACACCGUCGUCCAGCAAACACACCACACGGCGCGGAGUCGCUGAGGAGUCAUCGGACGACGAGGCCGGGUCAGAGUCACCCUUGGACGAAGUGCCAGGCGGAUCCGGGACGGGCCAAGAAGCGAACAGCAUCCCGGGAAUGUUCCCACCGUCCUCCCUCUCGUUGAUACCUAGCCGUACGCGUCACGACUCAUCCACAAGGUCUGAUACAUCCGGCUCGAGCGCGGGAGAUCUCGGUGAUGUGACACCGUGCAACGCGUCGCCGAAUCUGUCCGCGCUGAUGCCCUUCCGGCAGGUCGUGCGAGACGACGCCGAAGAAAUCUGGAGGCAACAAAUUCAAAGCCUCAUCACUCAAGCUCCGUACAACACUCUGAGCUUCUUCCAACUGCUUAGCAAAAUUUUAAGGGAUGUGAGCAGCAAGUCUGUCGGUCUCACACGCGAGACGAGCACUUUGCUGAGCAACGGUAGUCCGGCUUCGGCUCACUUGGGCUGCCACUUGUCUAGUCACGCCGAGCUGCUCAGUUCGAAAGCCGAGCCGCCUCUGGUGUGGUUUUCUGUCGCUAUAUUUGCGAAUCAGCGAUUGAAUGAGACAUUGCGCUUCGGGAUGUUGGAGGUUCAAGAACACCUGGAAACAUUUUUGGACAGAAAGGAUCAUGCCACGGAAUGCUUGGAGGCAGCUAAAGCUACCGUCAAGCUUCAAGCUUUAGGCGGCAGCCACACCACGGAGGCGGGCGUUGAGGAGAUGCUGUUGGAUAUGGGCCGAGCGCUCUACAAGCUGCAUUUUCAACUGCUCUUGCUGAUCGAGGCGUCAAACAAGAUGCUGGGUGCGCUAAUGAACGCCGCUAGAAACGUGCAGAUCCCUCUGCAAGAUCUGUCCAUCGAGAUCGCCAACAUGAAGAUAGCCUUGAGCAGAGCGCUCGAAGAGAGCACCGAGAGUGAACGAGGAACGCCUACUCCAACGCCCAGCCCUAGCCCUCUGCCAGGUGCCGGUGCCGUCGAAGAAGUCGCCAGAGUCGCGGAACUGCUGAGAAAUGCGCGGUGGUGCCCGGCGCUCGAAGCCGUGAGACUACACAGAGCACAGUGGCCAGGCGAUCCUUUCCACGACGACGACGACGUGACAACUGCUGUUAGUAUGUACUGCAAGUACAUAGGUCAGGAUAGAUCUGAUAUAUUCGUGGUGACGAGAAAAGACGAAGAGAUGUCAGAGAUUUUUGGCAGACUGAUGGAAAGCCUGUUCGAAGUUCUCGCGGCUGUGACGGGAUUGGAAGCGUCUACGAAGGCGGCGCGCAUGCAGCAUGACCAUUCUAAUCACUCCAAAAAUGACUGUUAAUAUAAGCUUUAACGAUUUAGUAUUACAGAUUGUUCGUGUAAACUUAAGUCGGCGUAUAUACAUAUAUAUAUAUAUAUAUAUAUAUAUAUAUACACACAUAUAUAUAUACAUAUAUAUAUAUAUAUAUUUAUAUAUAUUUAUAUUUAUAUUUAAUUGUUGUACGUGUGUAGGUACCUUAUAUACGAUUGUAGGUGAAUAUACAUCACGAAGCGUUGUGCAUAUUUAUGUAUAAUGCGUAGAGAGAAAAUUGUUUUUUUUUUUCGACACAUGAAAAACGUAACGAUCGCUAUUGACUGUAUAUUCGGCAAAAUAAAUUACAUCGAGAUCUCGA
Dinoponera quadriceps is the source of this 10335-nucleotide messenger RNA. It is a transcript of the gene fry, whose product is annotated as protein furry. The record is from RefSeq and is a predicted model, not a curated record. The coding region runs from base 201 to 10004 and encodes 3267 amino acids. NCBI's taxonomy places the organism in Eukaryota, Metazoa, Arthropoda, Insecta, Hymenoptera, Formicidae. Gene Ontology annotation, cellular component: cell cortex; site of polarized growth. The transcript is spliced from 46 exons. Gene Ontology annotation, biological process: neuron projection development; cell morphogenesis.